This is a messenger RNA of Scatophagus argus, 4039 nucleotides long. RefSeq names its product collagen-like tail subunit (single strand of homotrimer) of asymmetric acetylcholinesterase (gene colq). The record is from RefSeq and is a predicted model, not a curated record. Lineage: Eukaryota; Metazoa; Chordata; Actinopteri; Scatophagidae. The transcript has 17 exons. Bases 740 to 2140 code for a protein of 466 amino acids. Gene Ontology annotation, molecular function: heparin binding.
UUAGGUUAAUAUUUGUGUGUUAAUUUAUGUCACAGUGCAUCCUUACAUAAUCAUGUGCAGACCUUAAGCAUGAGAGUUGAUUUCACUCAUGCUCAUUUAGUCUAAGUAAAACAAACAACUUUCUCAUUGCUUCUGUUGAGAAGUAAUGUUGUCUCUAUUACUAAUUUGUUUAUGGCUCUCACAUCCCCCAGAGAGCCUCCUUAGAAAUCCAGGCACUUAAUUUUUUGGGACAGACUGGAAGGAAAAAUAAAAGCAAAGGCCUGGCCUGGACUAAAUGGACUCCACAAUGCAGAGGGGGAUGCACAGUACUGACAAAUCAGACAAAAACAAAUACGAGACUAGUAUACUGAUGAGAGUCGCCUGAGAGUGCACAAAUGAGACCCUCAUGCCUGUUUGAAUCUCUUUCAGAAAUGCCCACCAUGGGUUGGUCAUAAUAAGUCUCCCUACGAGAGCAGUGGAAACAACAAAAGGCACCCCCUGCAGUAGUAGAGAUCUAAUAUUGGCACCCGUAGCAGCUGGCAGGCUGUCUCCUGUAAUUUUAGCGCACACUGAUGCAGAGGAAAGAUUUAAUGGGCAUUGGUCGGCGUACCCUCAUCUGAGGGCGUAAAGGAGGCAGAGCAGAGCGAGCAGAGAGGGAGGGGAGCAGAGGGAGAGGACAGUGAGGAGAGAGGGAGAGAGAAAGCAGCGUGUGAGGGCUGCUGUGGCUCAGAAGUAAAGUCAGGCAACUAUCUGGAGCAGCAUGACUCUUCUAACACUUGGACUGUAUCUGCCCCUCUGGUUUUGUUGUGGCCUGGCUCAGUCUUCUUUUCCGGACAGUUUUAUUUCAUUCCCAACAGCUCUCAGACCCCAAGAGCAGCAGAGGAGAUUCAGCCCAUGCUGUUUACUGAGUCCGCCUCCACCCCCACUGUUUCCUCCACCCCCUUCACUUUGGCGCCGCCACGCUCAUAAUGAGGACAUUUCAUAUCAUGGUGGUGACUCAGAGCAGGGCAAUGAGGACAAAGGUUCUGCCUGUGUUCGAGGCCCCCGUGGACCUGCUGGUCCCCCUGGGAUUGAGGGGCCACCUGGAUUACCUGGGAUAGGAGGGCCUAAGGGAGAAAAGGGAGAAAUCGGAAGACCUGGGCAAAAGGGUCGGACGGGUCCUCCUGGCCUUCCUGGGAAGCAGGGACCAGCUGGAUGGCCAGGACCAAGUGGGCCCAAAGGUGAGAAAGGUGACCCAGGGCUGAUGGGUUUACCUGGAGCCAGAGGACCAAUUGGGCCACGGGGUCUGCCUGGGUAUAAAGGGGAAAAGGGUUCACGAGGUGAUCAUGGCGAGAGAGGAGUGAAAGGCGACAAGGGUGCAAUGGGUUUCCCAGGGAUGCUUGGACAAAAAGGGGAAAUGGGUCCAAAGGGAGAACCUGGAAUCUCAGGAAACAGAGGACCCACAGGCCGACCAGGAAAGAGAGGCAAGCAGGGAGUGAAAGGAGACCUGGGUAGUGUUGGUCCUAUGGGACCUGCAGGCCCCCAGGGCCCUGCAGGCCACCCUGGUCCUCCUGGAUUACCUGCCACAGUAUUUCCUCCUCUCUCUAUGUGUUUAGGACUGUACAUGGUUGGAACAAAGGGUGCACGUGGUCCACCAGGGCCUCCUGGAAAGUGUAGCUGCAGCUCUCUCAGUACUUCUCCAUUUGAUGAUUAUCCCUCCAGAGGAAACUACCCCAAAGUACCAGCGAUAUUCGUUGUGAGCAAUGAGGAAGAGCUAGAGCGCCUUCACGCAGACAAUGCUCUUGCAUUCCGCAAGGACCAGAGAGCUCUUUAUUUCAAAGACAUUGAUGGCUGGCUGCCAAUCCAGACUUUUCCAUUCCAGUUGACACCGUUCCAGUCCAUGGAAAACGCACCUGAUGAUGAAGGUUACUGUGGUGAUGGGAUAGUGCAGAUUUCCAGCGGCGAGGAGUGUGAUGACAGAAACAGAGUUGUCACUGACGGCUGCGUCAAGUGCAAACAUGCCUACUGUGGAGACGGAUACCGCUAUGAGGGUGCUGAGGAGUGUGAUGGAAAGGACUUUGGAUACCAGACAUGUAAUUCAUAUCUUCCAGGGUCAUAUGGUCACCUCAAGUGCACACCCUACUGCGUUAUUGACUCCACAAACUGCAAGUACUUCACUUGAGCAGGAAGCUGGACAGUGCAGGGCGAUCCUCUGUGUGUUAUUUUCUUAACACAUAACAGGAACAUUUUCAUGCAGAAAAAAAAAAACAUAAUGCUUGAAGCAAGAGACUCUGGAGAUAGAGGCAGCCACUGAUUCUAUGAUAAAAGAAAAAGAUAAGAAAACAUAUUAAUGACUCCUCUGUAUUGCUGCUGAGAUUCCUCGGAGCUCCUCGAAGUUAUGCUCGGUCUGUGGAGGUGGAAACCUUCAACCACACAUAGGAAACGCACAGGACAACUGCACGCCGUCUUAACAGGCAGGACUUAAGACCGGCCUCUUCAUCAUGCCUGACUGGACCGGAAUCAGCUUCUGGAUGCAACAGUUGUGUGACAGCCAUGCAGAAACUUGGUUAAAUGUGCCAAUGGGAGAUGUUGCAGUGGGGCAGUAGCUGGGCCAGAGGUGUAUUAAUCUUGACCCAGUUACUGUUGAGAAAGAGAAGCAGUAGGACAUCCAGAGCCGUGGCCUCAGGUAUUCCACUGCAGCGCGAAUGACGGUGCAUAGCAUUUGCAUGAGGCUGAGAUUAUUGAGAUCAUGACUACAGCUGUCACUAUCCAAGCACGUAACCUAUCACUUUACUUAUUAUUGCCACAACAAAGUUCGCACUGUGUAGUAUCAAUAUCACAUCAAGAAUUUCAGUUGUGAAGGUAAAACUGGGCAUAUAGUCAGAUCAGUAUGUGUAGUGCGUGAAUUAUGCAUGUAAUAUUUUCAGUGAGACUGUUGUGCCUGCUCAUAUACCAAAGGCCGACUUGGCUUGUGGUGGUACUGUAUUCACAGGGAUAUCCAGUCCGGACAAGGUUUCACACAUCCAAACAAUUCUCAGGAACAAACAGGUAGUGUAGCUCCACGCAGCACCUUUCACAAGGCCUCCUCCACUAUUCUCUUCGUAACCGAAACGGCAUUGACUGUACGCUGAAGCACACAGAUAACUCAAAAAAGAGCUUUAAAGUAUCAACAAGGUGCAGUCCUCCGGGUGUGAUCGAGUUUCUUCCCUGUGCUUCAGUGAGAAAUGAAAUAUACUGUAUGUGAAGGCUUGAAACUGUUAUGUCCUUAAUUUUCUCAAAGCACAGGAAAGCCGGGAUAGUCUGUUAGCUGCUAGAAGUGGAGGAAGUUCAAUUCCAGUCUGUUCUAUGGUCAUUACUGUAUUUACUCUAAUACCUCUUUAUCCAGUCUUUCUGUCUUACAGUAUAUACAGCAACAGUGAAACUCAACAGUAAAUUUAACAGAGUAGAUGUAGUCCGCUGUGUGUUGGGCACCAAUGGUGAAAACGACUUCUGCCGAUAUAAGCUGAAAUUUUCCAUAAGCUACUGUAUGAGUCGCAGUGCCAAGGGAGACCUUUUCUCAGCCGUACUUAGAUGUAGUCAGGUGUUCUAAAGUGAUUCUUCCGUACAAGCAACUGAAAAAUAAAGACUGUUACCUUAUUGUCUCCGCAUGCUUGUGCUACCAUGAGUGUGAAAUGCUUCCACUUUGUCAAACUUUAUAUUGUAAAUUACUGCAUUCAUCAGCAUAGCAGGUGUCUUAAGAGAUAUCAGUCUUGCUUUGCCCAGAAUGUAGCUCAGUACUGUAUGUAUCACACACCAUACAUUAUAGUGAUGAACUGUUCCAUGCACAAAGCUGAAAUAUCUUUUUGGAAAAGUGUGUUGAAUGUUCUGUCUGUGGCCUGUGCUGCUGUGCUGUGUCUUGUACUGUGUAUGCACAACAAUGCUGAAACAUAGUAUGCAUGUGAUAAUGUACUGUAAGGCUUUAUGAAAUAUAGUAUGCACUGUGACUGGGAUAGUGAAAGUUCAUUUUGUGUCAUUAUUCUGAUAUGAUUUAUACAGUAGUUGUGGGUCAUUUUAAAAAGAAAUGAAAAUAAAACAGGAAUUU